AUGAGGUCACCUUUGCCCGAUACUGUUGAAUUUAAGGAUGCUAUACCCCUCAGUACGGUUUGCCCAGAGCUCGAGGCCCUCAGAGUUGCGAACGAUAACCCUGAUAUUGUGAUUACUGUAAGACUACUUUUCUGUCUUCUAACUUUAUGGUAAUAUAGGUGCAGGACGAGGAAACAGUAAAUGCUCACCGUCACAUUCUCUCAGCCCGUGUACCACACCUAAAAGAGAGUCUCAAUGGUCCUCCAACAGAAGCCAAUACACGUCUUUCAUGGCCAACCUACUCUCAUCAGUAGGUCUACGUAGCACAUUCAACUUGCUAACCCCAAUAUGUUUUUUCAGAACAGUUGAAACGGUCAUAUCUUACAUUUACACUGGGCAAAUUACCCUCACUGUAACAAAUGUCCGGCAGGUUUACGCCUUAGCUAAGAGCCUACGGCUUGAUCGAUUAGAAGAAUGGUGUCAUGGUUUCAUUAUCGAACGGUAAGUAAAAACUGGUUUAUGCUGACAAUCACUGACAUUUUGCGUGAAUUAACGACGACUUUAUAUUUUUGAAAAUAUACCAAAACCCUUAAAUCAUUAGCCAACUUUGUAAACGUAUUUAUGUGAGCAGACGGAUUAAAAGCAAAAUCAGUGAGGCAAAAAGUGGCCUUGAAUAUGCAUGAUAAAGGGCUUGUAAUAAUGUAGACCGGGUGUUAACGAACAGAAGAUCAUUACACCAACGUUGGAAGGGUCCAUAUACGUUCUCAGCACAAGACGAAAUUUUCUUAUAAACCUUGAUAGUUGUCACACAAAUAUCAAAUCAAUCUAGUCCUUCAAACGUUCCUUCUGGUCAAUUUAUCCAAAACUAGUAUGCAAAUUGAAAAUACCGAAACCUUGUCAUAAUUAUCUUCAGUUAUCACCUUUGUCUGCUCCAGCUUUGUUGUCGUAAGUCCGACUUUUCUAGAAAGGCGACAAUUUGUCCUCAAAGCUGGGCAGUGUGCCAAUGUAAACUCGCAUGCGAAAUUAUUAGGGAAAGCCAGACUUGGUUGCACUUUUGGGUCGCUUCACACCCGACAAAUGUUAAGCUAUUAUGUGAAGGGGAUUUUAACCCUACAUUUUAAGUUUCAGUAGCCCAGAAAUGGGACGUUCGAUUCGGUAUUGAGUUUGAAAACUUAUGAAGAAAAUAAACGGCGGUUGUCAUAAAUACCUCAGAUUAUCUAGUACGAUGGAAACACUAACAUAUUUAACUCUUCAUUUUUACCUCCAUUUUUCUCCCAGUCUCAGUAUAAGCAACAUAGCAGACAUCUGGUUUUUGGCGAGCGCAACGGAAGACAACGUCUUCAAGGUGCCCUGUCUGGAACUUAUCAAGCGUCACUUCGAAGAGUUUGUCAGUCUUCCGGUUUUCAUGAAAAUGGACUACAAUACCUUCUUCUCCCUGAUUGAGAGCGAUGACCUCUGCGUUAGCAAUGAAGAGAAGGUUGUGGAUGCCAUAACAAAAUGGAUUAGUGGUGACAGUGGUGGUGAAGCUCCACCAAGUGAACGCAUGUCAAGACUGGUUGAUUUUAUGACCAGGAUUCGCUGGGGAUACACGUCAAAAGAGUUCCGACUAGAGGCCAUGAGCAGUCACCAAUUGAUCAGCAACAAUAUCCAGUGUCUGUACGUUCAUUUGUCUAUUCUCAGUUUGUUCGUUUUCUUUGAAUCAGUUGAACUGGAGAUUAUUACGAGAUAACAUAAUUUCCUGAUUCUAGAGGCUUGAGACAUACCUAUUUGCCCAAAUGAUCAGGUCUUCCUUUCCGGCUAUAGAAAACCGGGGGACUCGACAGAAAUCUCCAGUUACGCUUCUUACUCGAAUGCCUCCUCUUACAGAGAAGUAGACUGUUAAGGAAAAGGAUAAGAAACUUGGAUAUAUCUGGGUGGGGGUUUGGCAGCUAACCGAGACCUACUAGCGCGUCUCUCUCCUGUGAUGGAUGUGGUCAUUGCGCAGUCCAAGAGGUAGCUCACCCCGUUGUUUGUUUUCGGGAGGACUGGGAUAAACUAGGUCACCUGUCAAAAAACCAGUCCCCAGCCCUGCAACCUGUCCCCGUUAACACCAUGUUCAAACGGCGAGGCCCACAGCUAGCAUUUCAACAGGCGGCCAUGUCCAUCCUAGACCUUCUGAAAACAGAUAACGACAAGCAGUUUGUUUAUGCUGCCGUUUCUACAGCUGGACCUACGCAGGAGCAUAUCUAAACUAUCUGCAUUGGAAAAUUUGCAGUAUUGUUAAUCAGGUGGGGUAACAAUUAAAGAUGAAGGAUCUCCCGAAUUAGACCAUGGCCUCCCGCCCCUCAUAGCCCAGUCGUUGGGAGGGAAACAGAUGCCAGCAGGGUUUUUCACAAUUUCCCGUUUAAAUUUAGGAGUCGUAUUGGCAAAGGUAAAUGAUCUGUGUUAAUGAUGUGGGAGAUGAUUUGAGCCAUCUUAUCUCGCAAAGUUAUGACUUUUUCAUAAUGCCUAGUGUAUGACGAAGGCGGUAUAUAUGACAUAAUAAAAUUGAAACAGUCGGUAGAAUGCUGUCUGAACCGUAAUUCCAUUAAGAUGUCUGCCAACUGCUGUCAAGCUGCAAAUGUCCUCUACCGUUACUGUUACUACCUAGCUGUUAAAAGUAUUUGUUUAUGUAAAUGGGACCAUGAUAUGUGAGCUCUGUCGCAAACCAACUGCUGGGCGUUGACCACGCUGUUCAUCCAAGGUUGGCAUCUAACAUUCAUUUUCUUGCAAUGGUGGCACGGCUUGCACGUCACUAAGAGGACCAUGGCAAUGUGACAGAGGAAACCUGAGAUGUGCAUUCAUCCCGACCACGCAGUUGCCGUUUUUAGACCCAUCAACAACAUGACAUGUUCACUGACUAGUGCUCCGUAGUGUUUGCACACCACACCCAACUGAUACACUGCUGGUAUCACCUUUCGCAUCGAUCGUUGUAAAAAACAGGCAAAGGUCAAUGGCAGUUGAAUGAGAGACCACUGCAUUUGAUGGCUUCCUUAAAUGCUAGCUCCUUCUAAAUUUUUUUGCAGCGUGCAUUUCCUGCGGACAUUGCUUUGACUUUCAGAUGUUGCCUGGUAGUUUCUGCGCAAUAUUCACAGAAAAUAUUUAGCUCAUACCAGUAGAAAAAAAUGAAACAUUUGCAAAAUUAACGACUUUAUCUGCUAGUAAAAAGUUCGACUUUUUUGACGACACGGUAGCUAAAUAGACCUGGGGCAUUUUCAUCGUAUUUCUCCCAUUGUAGUUAAGCGUAAGGUGCCAGUAACCCUAAGGAUCUUACAAGAGAUCAAGUGUAUAUUUCGGAAGUAGUCUUCACGGACAUCAGGCAGGCCUAGAGUUAGUGACAUAAUUCAUGAAAUUUGUCGAAAUUAACGAAUGAUUGCCAAUCACUCGCAAAUCGACACCAUUUCAUGAGUUCGAUUCCUAUGUUAAUUAAGCACAAAAUUAAAAGAAUUAAAAACAUAAAAGAAACAUUAAGGGCAGUGUUUCGUUGUUUAGAAAUGCUGAUUUAUUUUAAAAAGCGCAAUAUUCCGAAAAGUCAGAAAUGGCUUUAUUUAAGUAAAAUUCGUUUUUAGGUAUAUAGAAUGUAUUCUCAUACCAAGAACGUAGUAAAUAUGAAUGUAGACAUAAAAUAACGUCUAAUAACAGUGUUUUAGUGAAGUUUUGAUGUAAAUAUCGUUUAAUAAGUAGUGUGAGUUCAUACAUGGCGGUUUGUCAACUGCCUACAUUCUGAGUGUAGAGUACAAAACAGUUUUCCAGUGAUUCCUGUUUUUUUAUUUGUUUGAAGUGAAUAAGAUAGGGUUCAACAAGAGAAGCUGGAUUUUGCUUGAGUUCACCGACGGGGACGUUGUAUGAUGGAGCGUUUUCAUAAGAUGACAUGCCAUGAGGCCCGUCGGUGCCUGAUAAAUUUAAAAAAACUGACAGGCGUGAUCGUAAACAUACCAUUUUAUGUUUAUGGAGCGAACAUUUCUUCCGUUUAAUUAAUUUACACUUCUCGUUUGUGUUGCAUUACGUUGACUUUGAGAUUGACCUCGAAACUUUGCUGAAUACUUCAUGAUUUUAAGGGUUCUCACCCGAUCUUCCAUUAAGACAGAUUCUUAAUUACCUGUAUGUUGAGAACUUUAAAAUAAGGUUAUUCGUGAAGGCAUUUACCGAAUUAGUGAGUGUUUGGGCGCUUCUUCUCACGAAGAUGGUUGUUUGGGUCAAAUAUGAAGACUCAUUCCAACAUCAAACUUCAUUUUCGAGAAAAAUGUCUGUCCACAAUGAAAGUCAGCAACGAAUUUCUUCGAUCAGUAAAAAAACUUUUCUCAGUAAGUUACCUCUGAUUAACAUCGGACAGAAAAUAAAUUUUCAUGUUUGGCUAAACCUGUUUAUUAAAACUCUUGCGGGCAACUUACUAUCCUUACAGUAAAAAAGUCCCUCAGGUGCGUAACCGGAGUCUAGGACAUGUAUUAGCAAGGCAAAUUGCACGAAUAUCAUUCUACGUCCAUUUUCGCUAAAAUUUACUGAUAUUUUACUUGAUAUAAUUACGUAAACAAAAUUUCUGCCCAAGAAAAUGACAUUUUAUUGAAAGAAGUGGAUGAGCGAACAAAGUCCUCAACGUUAAAGUCGUCCAGAAAUUCUCUUAUCAGUUUCGGUUAUUAGAUUUCAUGAGACAGGUCACGUUUUGUAUGUCGACCCAGUCGCAGGCAACAAGGGUAGAGUCUCGAUGACCGACGGAACAGGGCAAAAAGGUAAAUUAACCAAGCACUUUUUGGUCGACAAUUCUGUCACGUAAAAAUCAUUCACAUUUGAACGCGUUCUUCAGUCUAAAUGAUGGGGCUUAAGUAGAAGUCGGAAACAACAAACUAAGCUGUAAUAUGUGAUAAUGCUAUGGAAAACACGAUGAACUAGACCUUGAUUAUUUUUUACAAAAAAACAAAUUUUGGACGACCACUAUACUGUCUACACGACAGUCGUGGACGCCGGUGUACACCAUGUGUCCAGCAGCAGGAUUGUUUCACGAAAAGUGACUUUCGCGCGAACUAGGCCUGCGCUGCACUCUCCUUUCCGUCAUCCACCUGAACCCGGUGUCAAGACAGAGUUAAGAAGACCGAAGGUAGGAUUGGGUACAGUGCUGACAGACCUGCACGGCUCAUCUACGCGUACCACACACGCCUGGGCAGCGCAAGUUUGACCAGGUUUUCACCAAGACAACAAGCGGGACGGCUCAAGUCCCAAAGGAUUGGAGAUUCCAUUGAGACCACAUCUGACCCUGUGUCCCAAGAGGUCCGAGUUGCCCCUUCAUUUGGCAGUCUUCCAAGCCAUGGCGUUUACAGGACCGAGAUUAUUUUAAGACGGAUUAGGCCGUUUAGUGGAUGUCGUGGACAGGAUUUCCCAGGGUCAAUAACACUCUGUCUUCCGCCUUACAGGCGCCUGUCUACUGUGCGAGCCGGUCAACCCUCUGACUCAGGGAUUAGACGCAGUAGGCCCUCGCGGUAUGAGCCUGCACCUGGACGUGCUGCCUCAUCCCAUUUGUGGUCUUUUUAUGCGUGCACAGUCUACAUGACGCGUGGCGUACCCUGAUCUGACUCCGUAUUGGUCCAACAGAGCUCCGAAAUGGUUUCUUGAAGGGCCUGCAUUUAAAAGCUCAGAUAUGUGUGUUUAGCCAAUUUUUUGUCACUGAAUGACGCACUUCUGAGGGGUCUGGCUCAUCAGUGAGUCCCCCGGCAUUCCCUGUGUGCUUUCUGUUGCACACUCCAGGUUCUCCUGUGAAGCUUUUCUAUGUCCCCGCAGGUUACUGCGUUAACCUGAAGUAAGCCCUUGGGGGGGAACUGUUUCAGGCGUUGCCAGAAAGUUGGUGUGAAUAAAUGAAUCGAAAUCCAUUAGAAAUGAGGUGCAUCUUCGGAACCAGCAGUACAUCUCGAAUCCGUGUGGAAGUUCUUAACCCGAGACCACCGAAUCAAAGUAACAAGUAAGGGGUUUUUAAGGUCGCUUAAAACAAGGGCUGUUUAUGUUGUUGACUCAAAACUGCGCCGUUUCGUCUGACCCUGAGCACGUAGCGCGCAAUACGCAGGACGUAGGCGGGUAUUUCCGUACAUAGAUUAUCAGGGCCCGAGCAACUUAAGACCUGUCUUGUUUUCGACCCAAGUCCAGGAAAUUGAAUCCACGUUCUGUUUCUUGAGUGCGUUUAGUCGUUGGAAGCAGAUGGUCUCGCCCACUCGUGGCCAGUUUGUACUCGUGAGUUCGGUUGAACCGAUUAAAUGCACGGUAACUUGGGACAAGAGGUCUGCUAGAUGAAAUAAGACUGAAAUGAUUGUAUUUUGAAAUAUAUUUACUAAUUUUAAGGUUAACAAAUUUUCAAUGUCUUAACACAUCUGCCGUAAAAUUCCGACAUAUGUAGACAAGAAAAUAUGCACACCGAAAGGUGUCGUCUUGGCUGCGUAAUUAAAACUGAAUCAUGAGUCUUUCAGUUGACGACGGAACUGGAGUCUGUUUGGUCGCCAUGUCAGCCCUUUAAUCAUCGCAGCAACGGUUCACGAUUUGUUUAGGCCCCCUUCACGAAUUUUGAUGAUUGCCCACUUUGAUAGGCCCUUGGGUUGGUAUCUUUGCGUGGUCACUUUCUUGCCAGAUGCGCCGGUUUCUGGAUUAACUAGCCAGUGCAGUCUAAAACAUGCGUAACUCCAGCUCGGUACACGCCAUCACUGAGGAAACAUGACGCUUUAUGUCUCUGCUCUAGACACUUGGGCCAUGCAGCCCGGAGGGCCGUGUCGUAGAUAAUAGUAUCUCCUCCUCCUCUGCAUAAAUGUCCGUGCUUGGAACAAACGUUUACGUGAACCGGGUUUUGCAGUCGGGAGUUUUCCUAUGCUCCACGUAGGAACUGGUGACUUUGAGUGGUAGGAUUGGAAGUCAUUGCUUUUCCGAGGUUUUCUCGCACAAUAACUGUCGACUAGUAUUCCUCUGUACUCCGUGGAUAAUUUUGCAUGGCAAAUCUGGCUCUGAUACUAGACCUUAGGGGAACCCACUUUUAAUCUAUCCUGGGUGAAGUCUUUUAAGUGACAGUUGACCACGUAGCUUGUUCUCGCGCAUCAGUCCUGACUGGUUCUGUUGAAACAAAGGGUAUGAACGACCUGAAUUUAAUUUCGCGUACCAGUUCCUGGGUUGUCUAUUUCGGAAUGGCCCCCUGAAAAACAAGUCGCGGAUAUGUGAUGCGUGACUGACUCGAACUUUGACGAUAGCCAUCGACGAGUACGACAGCCAGCUGUCACCUUUGCGUGCAGACUUGGCAGAUGGAAGAAUGAUAAUGUUGUGCAGGCAAGUUCUUACCAUCUCUGUGGAUUUUUUGAGGGCCACAUUUUCAAAUGUUAUCUAUUAACUACGCUUAUAGUCAUUUUAUUUCCUUUAUUCAACAUUCUUUUAUGAUUGGCAUUUGAUACUUAGAUCCCAUCAAAGUCUGCCUAGAAUAUUAAAACAUUUUCGGAAGAUGCGAGAGGCAAGAUUACCACGCAAAACUUUGACGAAAGGAAAUAAUGGGAGUCUCAUUUUCUGUCUAACGUUAUCCUUCGAAUAAAAAUAACUGGAAAAUUUUUAGACCAACAGGUAAAUAUAUUUACCAAGUCGAAUAAGACAAAAUUUCGGCAACUAUAUCAAGCAAAUUGACAGCAGAAGGAUUUCGUGAAGUCAUUUGCACAUUUAGCCUGAACAAUUCAAUUAAUCUUCAUCUUCUUGCCUGUGUAGGGGUGCCCGUUCACAACGUCACAUUUUUAUCACCUUUUAGGCAAAAACUUGGUCAAAUAGAACAUUGGUUAACACGACUUCAGAACGGUGGUAGCGACAACUGCCCUUUCGACCAGAAUCCGAGGAUUUACUCAGAAAUGGACUUCCUGGUAUUCGGGAAGGGAAGGCACAAUGAUGAAGACGAGGGAGUGGUCGAAGCCUACUGCUUACAGAACCACGAUAGUCGUGUUAUAGGACAUAUUUUGAAACGAAAGGCCUGUGCUGUAGUUGGCAUUCAAGGUAAGUCAAAUUUAUCAAGUAUCGCCAAUAGAAGUGCAGAUCACAUUUAUGCCGAGAUGAUUGGAGGCCUGCUGAUUUAGCUGUUUUGAAAAUGUUUACGAAAGCGUUGGUAAAUUUGUUUGAGGGUAGGCACCUUCUCCGCUCUUAAGAUUUAUUGUCUGAUAUUUAUUAUAGCGUUCUGUUACAGUAGGCUAUAGGAAAUAAACCGACUCACAGUUAGAAAAAUGCAAAGCAAGACUCCGUCAGCUACUGCAUUCCAGUCAGUUAGCGUUACUUAGGCAAUGGCAUGAGAAAAAACUUUCGCAUAAGUGCAGUGCGUCCCAAGUUCCUCACCCUGGUCAACAGGAUCUGCGGUUGAAACCAGGUCUCAAAGUAGACCAAUAUCGUGACCAACACUGCAACAUGACUUUUUCGAUGCUCGAUAGCAGCCGAAGUGGGUGGAGUUUAUGACCCAAUGGGCUUAAGCCCGUUGAUCAGUUGAUCCUGGAAGGUCCAUUUCAAACCCUAUUCUGUCUGUCAGUAACAUCUCCUGAUUGCGUACUGGUCAUACGUAUAUGGGACGGUUCUAUAUUGGAGCUCCAAAGCCGGACGAAACGCUCGUAUUCAGUCCUGUACUCAUGCCAUGCCUCCAACGCAACUUUCGUGCAACAGUUACGACUUUCAAAUGAACGGGGUCAUCUGUGGACGUGAUUUCGUCAGUCCUAGUUCACCUUAAAAGUGUGACCAAGGGUAGACACUCGAAAACGUAGCACUUGCAUGUGCGGGAGCAUGAAGCGUUUGCUAAGACGAACCUGGGCAUCAUACGGCAAGAGCCAUCAGUUAUUGAUAAAAGGCAACCCCAUGUUCUUCGUGAGCAGAAGACAACACUAUCAUCGACUGGAUAUCAUGCCAUGGACAAAGGGUAUGUCUGGUUUAACUACGAUUAUAAAAAUUACUAGGUCGUAAAGUGUUUCUUUCAAACUAUCUUGACGACACAUUGUUAGGUAAAAGGCUUAAUUGCUGGAAUAUAAGUUGCCAUUUCCUCCAGCUCCUCGGUUCAGUCAGGCUGUAUCCCAAGCCGUUGCGGUUUUAAGAGCCCUUGAGAAAUUUCUGCGUUUUCAUCUAUGCAUAUCCUGAAACGUUGGGAACUGCCACUUUGCGAUUUUGCAUAAAUCCUUUCUUGGGAAAUCUUUUCAAUGUAAUAGGCUUCUGCACUUUCUUUGUUCUUGCAAAUGUCAGCCAUCCGUUAGGAAUUCGUUUUGAAGGGCUUAAAACCCCUCUUGAGUAGAUACAUGUAGAAUUCUCAGAAAUUACCGUCACAUGGUAUGCGAAGCCAGGUAUGCGAAGCAGAGACUUAAGGAUUGGCUAUUGUUUGUAGGUCACAGACCUGAUGACAGUCUUGGAUAGCACAAUAGAACCACACUCUGUAUGUCCAAAUUAUCAAUACUGGACAUAUAUGAUUUCCGUGAACUUGACGUCCAUCUACCUCACUGGGUUGACAGAUCAAAAUAGCCUCCUUCUCAGGUGCCAUAGGCCGCGAAAAUGGUGCUAUCUUCCAUCCACAGAGGGAUUAUUUACCCAGCUUCAGAAGAGGAAGAGUCAAAGACAUCGAGAACUGAGACAACCGUUGUCUCGGGAUUGUUCGCUGAUUUCAGAAGCCAGUAACCACAAGGCAUAGCAUGCACUAGUGGGCACCAAAGCGUGACGCGUUAAUGAGGAGCUGCUUUUAGUAUAAGAAGUCGGUAAACGAGAUAUCCUUUGCCAGUAUUCUGAUGUUGAGAAAUCUUCGAAGUGCAAAUUGCCGUAUGGGAUCUGGUUGGGGUAUCACUUGACUGUCCGAGUUGUCUGGAGAUGACAUUUAGGGCCUUAUGUUAAUUAGGCUCAUGUCUGUAUUUCUAUGCUUAUGAAAGUUCUUGAGGACACAGUAUUCGCAUAUUCCGUUCCAAAAUACUCAUCACAGCGAACGCGACCUGCUUUUUAGAAAUUUACUCCUCCUUUCUUACGAAUUUUCAUUAAGCAUACCUGGUUUUAUAAAUAACUAGGUCGCUUGUCCUAUUCAGAACUAAAUGUCCUAAGACAGAACUGGUUCAGGAGGUUUAAACGGAGACGAAGGUUUUGGGAUGACAACUAUCCUAAAUAGGCGCCGGAUGGGUAUCCCGUAAAUGUCACUGCUCUCGCUAAGGCCAUCGAAGUUCCUUCGUCUACUCAUUCUCUCGAAGAAGCACAUUAUCAGUGGAGCAAAUAAAACUAGUAAACAGAAGACAAUUCAUCAAAAUGACUCUUUCCGAGAUGCUCCUCUGGUCGAGCACUGACAUCGACAGAUUCAAGAGGGACCUAGAUGCUCCUUACUGGCGUAUUCGGCCCCUUCAACCGGUCGUAUACAAAACCAAGACAGCGACAUAGAGGGUUCGAAAGUGUGUCGUUCAGCCGUUAGGUUACUGUGUAUGCGCGUUCCUCAAUUUUUUAAACAAUGAAAAGAGGGUAACUAUAUCGAAAAACGCAAAAAAUGAAAGGGAAAUUUUGCAGGUAUGUUGUACUUUCAUUGGCUAUCAGGAACUGUGCUGUUUCAUCUUCGAAGUGACGUGUUUGGAACUUCGUUCGUAUUCAAUUCACCGACCAUGACCGUCAAGUACGUUUUGCUUUCCUCUCCCCGUGGCAACAUCCCUCCUUUGCGUUCAUAGUCAUCCGUGAUGGCGCAGGCAUGGCUGCCAUGGUAUCGUCACUGUGGUGGUGAGAAACUCACGCCUGUCGAUGCAUUUACCAGCUAGUUUCGAGAUUCAGACUGAAGUCGUCGACGGAAUUAGGCUUCUGUUCUAGGCCUUUGACUCAUAUGGGUGGUUAGAUAGUUCGAAAACGAGCAAAAACGACCAGUUUAGAUCUUUCUCUGCCAGAAUAAUCAUGCUGUUCUUGAUUUUGAAAUGUGGAAAUUUUUAGUCGUUGGAUUUAUUAGCACGCAAAACAACUUCCCUCACCGUUGCCAGUAAAGUGCUCUGCGUGUAUGCUAACUUCAAAAAAUCGAGCUAGGGGACUUAGUCUGAACAAACAGUCGGAAUGGUCAGUCAUUGUUUGUGAGAACGAGCUAUCAAAACUCAGAUUUAUGUUAGUUUCAAAGGCUUUUUUGAUCCGAUGGCGUGGCUUUUAAUCACUAUUCCGAAUUAGGUGAAAAAAAUACUGCCUCCCUAGCGGUUUUGCUUAUUAAAUUCAAAGUUGUUGGUUGCCAUGUGUGCUAUAGACGAUUUCAUAUGUCAAACUUUGUGCGGUAAACGGCCAGUUAAAAGUAUUUGCAACACGUUGUCUAAAUGAAGAAUUUAAUUGCGUUUGCGAAAAUUUUAUUAACUUUGUAUACUUUUUAGGCAUUUCCAAAUUUGCAUUGUUUAUGUCGCGCUCAUCCCAAUGCAAACCUUUUGAAUGUGUAUUAGAAACACAAGCUAACAAACCCCCUGUACAAAAACCUUAUUUUUGAGACACUAAAACACACUCCGGGUGCUGUGUUAAUCCUUAUUAUUUUUCCGCCUAUUCUGAUCUUCUUUUCUUUUGCUUUCCACAUGCUUUGUCAGGCAUGCUUUGUGCGGUCGGAGGAAAGGUUCGAGGCUGCGUAAGCGCAAGCGCAGAGAUCUUUGAUCCGAAAACGCGGCGGAACUGGCCAAUAACGGAAAUGAGGACGGCGAGAUAUGGCCACGGAGCUGUCGCAAUAGGUGGUGACAUCAUUGUCUGUGGCGGUAAAACUGAUGAUUGUUGGCUUAAUACAUGCGAAGCAUUCUCCCAAACGGGAAGAAGGUUAGGACUUGCAUAAUUUAUAGCAUCGAGUCAGGGCUAUUGCCUAUAAGUCAUAGUUUUUAUUUUGUCGUUCUUUUUCGAAUUCAGUAGAAGAAACCAGUGCUUUGAGUUACUUCGGUGUAAAACACUUUUGGGUUUCAGAGAUAAAUUACCAAUGACUGCCGUUUUCAAAAAUCACGUGCCUAAAUAGUCGCAGAAUAGAAAUGAGCUGAGACCACAAUAGCAGUUUCGGUAAUGCGAAGCAAGGGCAUUUUCAAAAUCAUAAUGAGAGCACAUUUUAACCGCCUUCACAUCCAAUGUUUUCUUAUGUUAGUUUCAGUGCACUUGCAAAAAAGUGUUUUCUUUUCAAUAUUUAGACUAAGUUAAAUUGGUUCUGCGAAACGUACAUGACUUAAAUGGACCAUAUAUCCUAAACAACAGGAUGCCAAGGUGCUGUUAUUUUAAAAAUCAAAAUGUGCAUAAGUUUGCCGAGUGUAGAUCGGAGUUACAAGUAGCGCGGCUAAUGGUGACUGAGGAAAAGAAGCGAUCUCAGUUACAUUUUCUUUGUCCUGGCAUUUCAGUAAUAAGCAGAGUUUAAUUAAUUAUGCUUGUGCUGAUAUCACGCCUUGGCCUUGAGUUUGGCGAUGGGUCCUCUGACAGGCCAUUCUCGCUGAGAUCCCUUAUUAUGGUCCGAAGGCUGGAGGGCUCCUGUUCUGUGCUCCCCCCAUCCCCGCUGAGACUAUCCACCUCAGGCCGGUGAAUCAGGCAACUAAGGCACCCGCUACUACCCGCAUUUAUUGGGUGUCUUGGUAUUGCCGUCCGCGUCCGCGUGUUACGGCACUGUUCUCAGAACCUGCAACACCCCAGGGAUGAUAAGGUCGGUUGCCUGAUGUCGCACCAGUGCGUCGGACUUCGGAAAACUCCCCGGCCAUGUGGUCCCGUGAUUGGCCCCCUUGGAGGCAAGGAUACGUCUGGGUACUGCACAGUACACCGAUACCAGACACCACCGUGUACUUUCUGUACCACUCGAGCGUGUAACCAGUGUCUAUCGAAAUCGCCUAUUUUACUGAGACUGUUAGUAUUGUGACCGAUUCGCAAGACCGCUAACAACAAUCUACGGCUUGUGGUGGCUCUAAGAUUCCAUGAGUUCGACUUGAGUCGGCCUCUGGUCUUUAGAUAACACUCAAUACUUGUAGUUGUAGACAACAAACGGCUGCAUAAAACAGGUUUUCAGGAAACGCUUUGCUGCUUUCUCCGUAGUGUAUCUUGAAGUUAUCUUAAACAGUCUUUCGCGUUCUACUAUUUUGUUCAGGCAUCAGUCAGCCGUAAACAGGCGUCUGUAGUACUAACAUGCAGUUACAUCGUCCUUCCCUCAGCGCGCCACCGCAUGCCUUCACUCUCACGCUAAGGACCUAGGUAUGUCUGAGGGCGUAUAAGGGCAUCUUGUACUUGGUUGAUUCACUUGUCUCCCUAUAUAAUUCUGUAAGUAGAGCCUGGUAUUUCGAUGUUACUUAGGCACCCAGAGACAGAGACCGGUUGCAGUAAUACAUCUACAUCUCCAAGCCAUCUCCAAAAGGAUGAAAAUUGGAGCAUUUUUAAUUCUGGGUCUAUUUAUCCUCUGAUAGUGGUGACAGUUUUGCCUAGACUUCAAGUAAAGAGACAAUGAACGUCACUGCUUCAAUACUAGAUGUCAGUAAUCCCACCGAACAAGCUUUGUCUUGCUUCUAUGUCUCAAUGAGCGCGAGGUGCGCCGUUAAAACAAACGGCUCGAGUAAAUAGGCACUCAGUACAUUGUAGAUCCGGUCAUGUUCGUUUGCCAGCAGUUACCUCCCGCGUUAAAGCCUAAAUUUGAUAGGUCAACAGAAAAAACCGAUACUGCAUUAUAUGGCAUCUCGACUUCGUCUCCGUAAAUUUGCGUAGUGCCAUACUGGAGUCCAGCUUUAGGACAUUUAUUCAUUCCUAUGGGUAAAUAUGAGUGUGCUGCGUCAUGAGUCAAUGUGUCGGCUAAAAACACCGACAUUUUUACUUCAGACGCGCUAUAGAAUUCCCUCAUAGGGUAACAUAUGUCGGCUUAGUGGUCUGCUGAGUUGCGAUAUCCGAUUAUUUAUCGACCCUCGGUAUCAUACGUGCAAGCCUGCCGACCCUGUAGUGAAAUGUUUGUCUUCUGAAUGUACUCCGCGAUGUAGAGCUUGCAUAGGAGAUUGUCGUCCAGGCUUGUUUACUUUUAGUGAUGUAAACUAGUGUAGACAGAACGCGAAGGCUGGUAGCAGCGCGGCUGCGCUCAGUGCCUGUGCAAGUGCAGUGAAAGCUUUACUGCAAAGAACGGAGUUAACGCCUCCCCAGGCUGGCCCACCGAUGCGAAGCAGGGUCGGAAAGCCACGCUGGAGAACGGAAGGCGUGCACCAUCAUAAUACCAAUAAUUUUUCUGUUUUUAGCAGUAAAACUGUAUCCAUAUUUGUGAAGGAGGCAAUGCCUGGCCUGGAAAAAGUCAGACGACAUAAAAAAAUUAUACCUUUUGUUCCGCUAUGUUUGGCAGGAGCGUUCGCUUUGUGAUACUGGAAUGGUUAAAAGUAAACCGUUUGUUUCUCUUCUGCAUUUGAGACGCGUCAGUUCAGAUGCUGAUACACGACAUGCCCUUUAAUAGAGAAAGACUAUCGGAUUCAAAAAUUAAAAAGAAGACGAGGGAAAGACAGCAAGGUAGGGACGAAAUGUGGUAGGCACAUCAAACAAACUUCUAGCGUUCAUUAUGUAGUUCGGAUCUGUAAAACGUGGGCCAAAUGAGUCCAUUUGACCCUUGUUAAUGCUUAUGUUUCCGUUUAACCUCUUGUGCAGUGGGUGUCUCGUAGAGGAUUUGGCAAAAACAAACAAGGAUUAGAUGGACUUGGCGAUGAGUCCACAAAACGAUGCUGGUUGCAGUUUUGUCAUUCCUUCACCAAAAUCCACGCGGUCACCUAGCAAUCAAUGAUGUCAUUUGCAGCCGUCUGCAAUAUCUGAAGCAAUCAAUUGCAAUUGCUCACAAACCGAUUUAUUGGUGUAGGUGGGCAUAUUGCAACAGAAUGUUGAAAUCAUUGUACACCAGAGUGUAAGUGGGGCCUAUAUUCAACUUUUUUGACUCUCUGACGCGGUCAAAGUGGACUGCGUAGUAUCACAUGGGUAACAGAUAAACAAAAGGUGUACCAAUGGCUAAUUAUCGCAUUUCAAAAUCGUUUGCUUAAUCAUUCACGUUACAUUUUAGUCAAAAAUGGUAUUUGUUAUCAUGUUUCAGCUGGAUCACCCUACCAAACCUAAUAAAUGAACGCAGUGGACUGGGUGUAGUCAGUCUCCCUGGCCGGCGCGUCUUCGUCAUUGGCGGCAGGAACGCUGAGAAACGCUUCUCCGCCGUGGAGUACUGCCAGUUGCCUAACCAGCUGACUGAAGACAUUAACGACGAGAAGUUCUGGAAAGCAGCCGCGCCCCUGUCACAGGCGCGGUCGGGCCACGCGGUGACGGUGUUUCGUGGACAGAUAAUUGUAGCUGGCGGCUACCUGGAAGAGAAUACAGCGACAGCCACAGUCGAACUGUUCAUUCCGCCUUCUGCUGACUCGCCUAAUGGCCAGUGGACCUUCCUCAUUCCUAUGAGUCGUCCACUCGUCUACUUCAGUCUGGUAACCUCAGGGGACCGCAUUUAUGCGUUUGGUAUGCAACCCACAAGCCCCACUCCAGACGGACUUUAAGGCUUCCAAUUAACCAAAUGCGAAUAGGGUCAAAUUUGUUGAUGACAGAGAAUUGUUAACGAUGUCAACAAAUUUGCUGCCCGUUUAUUUGGCCUUGAAAGUUCUUUAGUUACACUAUAAAUGCAGACACUAUGCCUACUAAGCGGAUGAAAAAUGAGAUUUUACUCGAUGGGACAGGAGUUUUGCGCCCUGACCUUUAAACUCUGGGCUUUGAAUGCAACUCUCAAGCAACCACAUUAAUUCGAAGUGGCAUCCCGGCAAAGACGCUCGUCCGGGGUUGGGGUCAAUUAUUUUACUCUUUUUCUACUUAUGAAGUUGGUGAUUCGAUGAGUCAAAGCAGCAUAGGUCAAUCGAAGUAGGUAUAUUCGCGCUGUGAGUACUGGUUAUUUAAAGAAGUCAUGCAGGCGGGCCUUGUGGUCGGCGGAGGGAAACAAUCGGCUUGUGGACGCAACAAGAUAAGUACAAAAUAACGAAGAAGGUAGGGAUGGGUCCACAUGUUUUAAAGCUGGACUAUUAAGGUUAACUUAAGAGAAAAAACGAAGGCUUCAGAGCAUGAUCAAGGGGGUGGCGAUCUACUUCGAAUUGCCACUUCAUGUCAAAUGUUUUCGCAGUAAAGUCUUUCCCAAUGUUACGUUUUGGAUAAUUAAAGGUCAGUUCAAUUGGCAGUUCACGAAUCCUCUUGAGGCGGAUAAAUGGCUUAAGAAGAAUACACCGUUACAUGUCUUGCAUUACGACAAAUCAUUGGAGUCCUUCCUACCGCAUGGGAAUUCGUCCUGUAAGAGGAGGUCUGCUUUUGCACUAGUUUUGAAAAAGAAUAAAACUACAGAGAACAGUUCCAGGAUUUUUAUCUGCAUGUGUGCUUCGUAAAGUUCCCUAGCAAACGAAAUCUCAUAAUUUCAUUGAGUGUUGAUUUUUAUGCAUAACUGUGGCCUUUGACCUUGCUCGGAAGUGUGUGCUCUGUGGUCCCUUUUGAAUUAGACUAUAAGAUAUAAUCAGUUUCGGGAGAAAAAAGCAGUUGUGAUUGAGCACGCACCUUUGUAGUUUGAUAUUUCAAUCUUUUCUGAUUUUCUAGGAAACAAUGAAAAGGUAAUGACAUUCGUUCCUCCCGAACCGCCGGCAGAUGGGGUAAGUCAUCACCUGUUUUGCCUUUUGUUAGAGUGUCUAUGAAGCUCUUUCUGUAUAUAAAAGAUAAACCAAUGUAAGGAAAUCGUAUUCACGGAUAAGAGUAGAAAUGCAAAAGAAGCCUUGCAUUAUACAAAAUGCUAAUUAUAAGGAUCCAAGAAGUUUGAAAUGCCAGGAAUGCUUCUACAUAACAGUGUGGGGCGCAUCUUGUGAGGCACGCCAAGAAUCAAUGAUAUACUACGUUUAAGCAGCCAGUGGACUGUUUAACGUAUAAUCCUGUCUGCCUAUCAAUGGAAGUAAGCAGAUAUUGGAAAAUCGCAAAAAAGUACCUGACUUUUUAUAGCAUUUAAGAACUCUUCAUACGCCAAGGAUGAAAUUCCAAACUUGUUAUUUGGGAAAUUCAAUAAACCUUAAUCUGUUUUCAACUCUUGACUGCCUCCUGAUCCACUCAAUAAAACACGGAUUUAUUUGAGAUUUUGGCAUCCUUUUGACAUAGUAAAAUAAAAAAUCCCUCAUUAGGUGGAUCGCAACAUCCUAAACCGAAUACCGAACUACCUUCCAAUAUACUUUUCUGUCAGUUUCUUUUAUAUUCAGGGCUGUAUCAAACAUACUUCAUUCCUGUCAGUCAUUCUGAGUGUAGCAUAUGAGGCGUCUUUAAAAAUUAUUUAUCCAAAUAGAGCCUUUCUUCAAUCGACAGCUUCAGCCCUCUUAUAUAUAAAUAGGAAACAAAACAUUGUCACAACGAUACGUAGGCAUAUAAAACAAUGAUUGUUGCCGGUAUGCAAUUUAUCAUGCAAGUGCGUGCAACUUGCUGCAGUCCAAAUCGAAAAUGAACAAACAGCGGGAAUACACAUUCGCUGGAGGCAUCCCUGGCACUUGAAAAUCGGCCUUUAUUUGACCUCGCCCUCCUGAGUAGUUGAUAUACUUUCUGCGUUACUUGCAACUUCCAACAAAAAGCAUUUUUUAAUCACUUUUGGAUUCAUUUAUCAAAGUUGUAUUAAAAAAUCGCCAUAAUAACUCACAAAGUGCGUUUUCUGCACCAAAAUUUCCCCUGCUCUCAAGAAAUUCACCGAAAGCUCCAGACCACAGCGGCAGUGAGAGGUAGUUACAUAUCACGAUCAUCCCUGUCAUACUAGUCUGUUUCUUGUAUAGGAGUGCUCAAACGUGAUGCUGGUCGCCAGUAUCUUUUUCGCGAUUCUGAAGACAAAACACCAUUAGUCCCUAAGUUAUGAUUUUUUUCCUGCUCCUAACAUAUUCACAAACUUAAAAACAGUGAAUAAAAUCCGCUUGACUUCCUCUGACGUGUAGAAAGGUAGUGUUAAACAACAAGUGCGGCUGAAUCAUAAAUGGGCAUUUUUCCUGCACAGGGAUAUACACACAAUGUGCAAAUUGAAGAAAAUAUUAAGAUAAGUAACAAGCGAUUCGGCACUUAUUUAUUUGGUCAUCACUUGCUACAAAAAAUUUUAUGUAUUAACAAAGUUGCAAAAUAUCACAUAGCUUGAUUGUACGCGUUGCACUAAACUUCAAAUUAAACAUUCCGCUACAACUUAUUACCCAUUUCAUUCUGACCGUCGUGGGCGACGACGACCCCCGUGUGCCCCACGGAGUCCGCGCAUCACCGGUGACUUGCGCGGGUAGCAGACCUGCGCAGCAUUUACCGCACUCACUUUUCUCUCCCACCUGGCCCCUUUUGAUAGGCAGUUUUAUACGACAGGAAGCCAGGCGCGAAAGUACUGACUAGCAGGACAAAGCAGCCGGCCUAAGAGUGCUACAUCCGGCCUUGCUGCUGAUCCAGUAGGUGGAUUAAUUCAUGAAAUGUUAACCGAGAUUCUAAAAUACGUCUUCGUUUCGAAAAGAUUAUUUAAGCAGGGUUCCAAAAUUAAUCAUCCUGCAGCAUAAUUUUACAAUAAUUCAUUUAUCUCAGGAUGCUGGCUGUCGAACAAACUUCUUUCCGGCGACAUGCAAAAACCAGACUCUGUAGAAAAUGACUAGUAACUUAGCAUGAAUUUUCCUCAUUGACUGUCGAUGCCCUUAAAAAUUCGAUUAUAUUGCAAGGCAAUUAUGCAUUAAAUAUUUAUUCUUUUAAAUUUCGGUAGAAAAGUACCUCCUCCUCCGAUUGUGUAAUCGACAAAAGGGUAUAAUUCAGUUUCCAUAAACUUUUCAAAUUCUCGAAUAAUUUUGAAUUUGACUUGCGUUACACUUGCAUUCAAGGCUUCUGAACUACGAGCCGUACGCUUUCCGCGUACGGAAAACCACAUAUUCGUCUACGUUAUUAAGAGGAGACCAUAUGGGUUUCAUAAAAUUAAGCAGUGGAUUUGAGCCAUACUGAUAACUUCACAAGGAACAUUGCUAAAUGCAGAGACAAGGUGCCUUAUGAACGGACAUUUCAGCAUAUUAGAAAAUUUCAUAAUUAUACAUUUUUUAAAACCAAAUCAUACCCUUCCUUCAUGUACACAAUUGGAAUAAGACGUCAUUUUCUACUGAAUUUGUAAACGAAUGAAUAUUUUAAUGCAUGGUUUCCGUGUACUGUAAUCGAAGUUUUAAGAGCAUCGACAGUCAAUGAGGAAAAUUCAUUCUAAUUAAGUAGUCAUUUUCUGCAGAGUCUGUUUUUUCGCAUGCCGCUGGAAAGAAGUUUGUUCGGCAGACAGCCUCCUGAGAAUUAUGCUUCAGGAUGAUUAAUUUCGGAAACCUACUUUAAUAAUCUUUUCGAAACAAGGACGCAUUUCAGAAUCGCGGUUAACAUUUCAUGAAUUAGCAUACCUACUGUUAGUCCUGACUCUGAGUGCGAAUAGGCCCACAAAGCGGUUAGAAUGGCAAAUUUCGCAAGCGCUGGCGAUGUUUAAUUAAAUAGGCAUAUUCACUUUAAAUACAUUUCUUUCCCUGUGCAUCCACUGAUUCUGAACCUUCAUAUGCCAUCAGUCACAAGGCACUGCAAAGUCCUUACAUGUGCUUCUAAACGGAAGUGGUUACCUAGAUGGGUUGUAAUGGCAAAACUUACACGAGUGAAAUCAGGCUGAUAAAUGCACCGCAAUAUAUUAAUAUUCUUUUCACAAUUUCCCGAAAAGUGGUGCUAUUGUCAUGUGCAGCACAAAAAUUCCUUAAUCAUAUCCACAAUGCUUGUUAAAGCACUGAGAACCCUUGAAAUAUCUUCUCUGAUGAGUUGUUGCUUAAACUAUCUCACUAUGCUGAACACGAGUCUGGGCCUAGAAACCAGCCCGAAGUCGCAGGGGUACAAUUUAGGUGGCUUACAUGACUGCCGCAAAUACCAGAAAUUUUGUCCGGACCGACUUUAAGCUAUGGUUUGCUGGGGUCCAGUAAAUCCUCACGCGCUAGUUGGCGACGUUGUUCCUGCCACCCACUGGUGUUUCAGUUGUAUGUGACUGUGGUCGUCGUCCCAAUCUUCAGACGUAACUACGUCAUCACCGACAAAAACAAAUGUUAAGUCAUCGUUGGGGUUCCGCGCAAUGACGUCUUCGAUCUAAGAGCUUAGGUUUACUUAUUUAUUCUAUCUCGUUUAUUAUUCCAACUCUGAUUGAGGUAUGGAGGCAACCAAAUACCCAAGACAUCUUGUCGAUUUGCGAGAGUAUUUCAUAUAAUUUGCGUUCCCCAUGCCCCCAUCACACAACUUUUCUUAACACUUCUUCUUUUAAGAUGUUUAAUAUUCAGGAUUUUAUUGUGUCAUAUGAGACAGUUUAGACGCAUUCGGACUCCUUACAACUGCCGGAGUUCUUUUAUGCGAAAUGAUGUCAUUUUCCCCCUGACCGAUAGUUAAACUUGACUGCGGGACGGAAUUUAACAUAUUGUUUCCAGCGAUAUGCGCGUCCGUCAUUUAGCAUACUAUUUUCGCAAAUCGCUAAUACGUUUUAAAUAACCAAACGCCUGCUUGUACAUCAAAGUGCCCGGUGUGGCCUGACCAGUAGGAAAAUUUGACUUAUUGAAAGCGGAUAUGGUAACAAUAGUCUACGAAUUUCGACGCAAGCCGGAUCGAUAUAUUAGAAGACAGCUCCCGUUUUGACCACCAACAUACAUUUUAACCGCAUUUUCAUCAAACGAUCAAACAACUCAUGCUGAAAUGGGAUAAUACUAGUUUAUAAUUCUGAUUCUCUAAGUAGCAAUUUAACUAUAAUGCUACUAGUUGACUUAAUGGCAUGCAAAAAUCUCCAAAAAAUUGUUUUGCAUUUUAGGAGAACCAAGACGCUGAGCUGUCUCUGUGGCACUGGAAAGAAUUAAAACAACUUUCGACCAUUGUCAGAGUGCGUGGUGUUGCUACCAUACCGCGCACUUUACUAAAUAUUCAAGGCUGUUAA
This is a messenger RNA of Spirometra erinaceieuropaei, 20863 nucleotides long. The record is from the annotation of a GenBank genome assembly. NCBI's taxonomy places the organism in Eukaryota, Metazoa, Platyhelminthes, Cestoda, Diphyllobothriidea, Diphyllobothriidae.